Spirometra erinaceieuropaei is the source of this 1072-nucleotide messenger RNA. The record is from the annotation of a GenBank genome assembly. NCBI's taxonomy places the organism in Eukaryota, Metazoa, Platyhelminthes, Cestoda, Diphyllobothriidea, Diphyllobothriidae.
AUGCAGCUGCGCUGGAGCGGCCACCUGGUGCGCAUGGACGACGAGCGACUACCCAAACGACUCUUCUACGGAGACGUCGCGACGGGUUCUCGCCGUCAAGGAGGCCAAAUUCGCCGUUACAAGGAUGCCCUGAAUUCCUCCAUGAAACGCCUGCAAAUCAACCCCACCAACUGGGAGGAGCUCGCACUCGAUCGACCGACCUGUAGGUGGACAGUAAAGACAGGCGCUGCGAUCUACGAAGCCAACCGCAUCGCUGCCGCCAAAGCGAAACGCGAAGCCCGCAAAUCACAACUUCGCCCAGUACGCAACGCCGACGCACAACCGCUUCCAACGUGUCCUCGAUGUCAACGGACAUUGCGGGCUCGAAUCGGACUUGUUGGACAUCUUCGGAUCAACUGUACCUCUCGGAACGCACCAAUAGCCGUCCUCCUCCUCCUCCUCCUCGCCCACUGCUCCAACGACGGCUGCUCAGGCGACUGUCCCGCGCGCAACAAGCGACACUACCACCACCUCCCCCGACUCCAGCGAUGAGGAUCAGGACUACACCUGCCCUCACUGCGACCGCACCUUCACCUCACACAUCGACCUGGUCGAUCACUUGCGAAUCCAUCGCACAGAGACUGGCGAACCAGUGCCUGAAGCACCAACCUACACCCAACGCACUCGCCUCCACUACCCACACUGCCCUCCCACCUUCAGGCAUCGCAUGGGCCUUUUCGGCCACAUGCGCAUCCACGAGAGCGGCCUUCACCGCACUCCCGGCACACCCACCACAUCCACCAUGCACACUUCCACCCUCGCUCCAUCGCCCUGCGCGCCCAUCACCACCACCAUCACCGCCUCCUCCGUAGCUAACAUUGACGCCGCCGACUUCUCAUGCCCACACUGUCCACGCACAUUCACCUCACGCAUCGGCCUGGUCGGUCACUUGCGAAUCCAUCGCACAGAGACUGGCGAACCAGUGUCUGGAGCACCCACCUAUACCCACCAAGCUCGUCUCAACUGCCCUCGCACUUUCAGGCAUCGCAUGGGCCUAUUCGGCCACAUGCGCAUCCACGACGACCUGCGGUAG